Molecule: messenger RNA, 654 nt
Organism: Polistes canadensis
Lineage: Eukaryota; Metazoa; Arthropoda; Insecta; Hymenoptera; Vespidae
Gene: His2Av
Product: histone H2A.V
Exons: 5
Coding region: 107-493 (128 amino acids)
Cellular component (GO): nucleosome
Molecular function (GO): structural constituent of chromatin; DNA binding; protein heterodimerization activity
Source: RefSeq, a predicted model, not a curated record
CGAAGCAGCAGCGCCAAGCGUAUUUGGCGGGAUCGUGCUUAGACGGCGUCGUCUGUGCUCCCCGCAAGUCUGUCGUGUAGCGAACUGCAAAGGUACUGCUAGAAUAAUGGCUGGUGGAAAGGCGGGCAAGGAUUCGGGCAAAGCAAAGGCAAAGGCGGUCUCUCGUUCUGCGAGGGCCGGCUUGCAGUUUCCUGUAGGUAGAAUACAUCGGCAUUUGAAAAACAGGACUACCAGUCAUGGUCGGGUUGGUGCAACGGCUGCAGUAUACAGCGCAGCUAUCUUAGAAUAUCUGACAGCCGAGGUCUUAGAAUUAGCAGGAAAUGCUUCUAAGGAUUUGAAAGUUAAACGUAUUACUCCAAGACAUUUACAACUUGCCAUUCGAGGUGACGAAGAGUUAGACAGUCUGAUUAAAGCUACCAUCGCAGGAGGAGGUGUUAUUCCACAUAUCCAUAAAUCACUGAUUGGCAAGAAAGGUUCUCAGAAGCCAGCAUAAUUUAGUGAUGAUUGAAGAACUAUCUUGAGAGAUAAGUAGACAAAACAGAGAUGUAAAGUGACAGUGACUGUUGACAAAGUGUACCUACGUUAUUAAACUAAAUAGAGAGACUGGAGUGAUAACAUAUGUAUAUGGAUACAUAUCUACAUAUAUAUAUAUAU